Messenger RNA from Arachis ipaensis, 1002 nucleotides. RefSeq lists its product as uncharacterized. Gene Ontology annotation, molecular function: nucleic acid binding; zinc ion binding. Lineage: Eukaryota; Viridiplantae; Streptophyta; Magnoliopsida; Fabales; Fabaceae. The record is from RefSeq and is a predicted model, not a curated record.
AUGGCCACUCACGGACGAGGUCGAGCACGGACACAAGAAAUUAGGAAUGAGCAACCAGCUGACAAUCAUGCCGAGUUCAUGGCGGCGAUGACGAAUCUGGCGAAAACCAUGGAAGCGAAUGCUGCUGCGACUCUGCAAGUGGUGUAUAGGUUAGCCCAACUGGCCGGUAGCGGAAACGAACAUGGAGAGAGUGCUAAGGGCAACUUGAGAGGUGUUCCGAGAACUCUAGCUUCUUUUCGGAAAGCUGACCCACCAGUUUUCACUGGUUCAACAAACCAUACUGAAGCAAACAACUGGUUCCAAGCUGUGGAGCGUGCAUUGCUAACUCAACAUGUACCGUAUGACCAGUUUGUAGAGCAUGCGGCUUAUCAACUAGUGGGAGAAGCUCAGCAAUGGUGGCAAGGAGAGAGUCGACUACUACACCAACGGAACAUGAGCAUUACCUGGGUGUUAUUCAAGGAAGCCUUCUACAAGAAGUACUUUUUUGAGUCGAUAAAGGAGGCCAGAGAGUUGGAGUUCUUACAGCUGAAGCAAGGGUCCAUGACUAUAGCUGAAUACACCAGGAAGUUUGAGGAACUUUGUAAGUUCUCAAGGAUAAGUAAGGGUUCCCCUGAGUCCUAUGAAGGCUGGAAAUACGUUAAAUAUGAAGUAGGGUUGAGGGAAGAUAUCAGGCAUGCUGUGCCUCCAUUGGAGACUAGGAGAUUCUCUGAAUUGGUGGACAAUGUGAGGGUUGUUGAAGAAUACGCAAAGAUGGUAGCGUCGUCAAGGGACACUCAUGGAGGACACACUAGUAGGGAACACGAUGAUUACUUCGGACCAAGGGGACAGAACUUCAAGAAAGAUGGACAUACUCCUCAGUAUCUGCAAGGUCAAGGAAACUGCAGAAGGGACAACAAAGCCCAGUUUCAUCAGGCGAAAGGAACUGGUCGAUGCUAUGCAUGUGGGAAACCUGGACAUAUAUCUAAGUAUUGUUGCCGCAUGAGGAACCGAGAUGAGGGUUAG